This is a messenger RNA of Magallana angulata, 1934 nucleotides long. Its product is annotated as beta-1,3-galactosyl-O-glycosyl-glycoprotein beta-1,6-N-acetylglucosaminyltransferase-like. NCBI's taxonomy places the organism in Eukaryota, Metazoa, Mollusca, Bivalvia, Ostreida, Ostreidae. Gene Ontology annotation, molecular function: acetylglucosaminyltransferase activity. The record is from RefSeq and is a predicted model, not a curated record. The transcript has 3 exons. Gene Ontology annotation, cellular component: membrane. The coding region runs from base 200 to 1747 and encodes 515 amino acids.
CCUUGCAGUUUAUUUACGGUCAUAAUCUUACCCACCACUUUGAUUUUACCAAAAUCCUGUUAUAUUUCAGUAUACCCGGAGUCUCUGUGUCAGAUAUGGACGUACCUAAUCACCUCUCUUAAAAUGUGAUCAUCCUUUCAUUUUCAGGUUACUGUAGCUUGAUUGUCAAAAUUGUGGACAAAGUAGAUCUGUUCGUAACAUGCGGACAUCUUCGAAAACGUUAAGGAAACUCUUUGCAAUUUGUUUUAUUCUCGUCACGCUGUUGCUUGGAAUCCACGUGUGGAUAUCAAAUGAUGCAACCCAAGCCGCGAAGACACAGGAACCGUACCAGUUUCUGGCCAAGGACUUGAAAUACAACAAAAAUUCGACUUUGACUUUACAUGGGGCUUUCAAAAAUCGAAUUGAUUCUGAUAUUAUUCUUGAAAUCGAUAAUAUAUCAUCGUUAAUCAAAGAUAUAAUACAGGACUAUGAAGGCAGGAAAGCCUUGCAGAGAGCCAUGUUAAUGGCCCAAAGGGUGAAAUUCGGUGCCAGUGCUCCAAAAAAUGCGACACUCGUCUCCUACUCUCCGCUUUAUAGGUCUUCAGAAAGAAACGUUACCCAACCACAACAGUUCAGUUUUCUGGGUAAGCAGAGACACAACCUAGAAAACGUCAAGUGUCGACUUCUUUUUGAAGGCGACACAAACGAAGUUGCAAAAGCAAAACGAUUGAGCAAAUCGUUUCCGAAGUCUGAUCCGGGAAAGACAUUUGCAAGUCAGACAAGAAAUUGUUCUGCUUUUGUACAUUCCCGGGGAUACAUAAUGGACCCCUUGACCGAGGAGGAAAAUAACUUUCCCCUGGCCUAUGGCAUCAUGGUCUAUAAGAGCCCGGAACAGUUUGAAAUCCUACUCAGAGCGAUCUACCGGCCGCAGAAUAUCUAUUGUGUUCACGUGGACAAGAAAACGACGAGCGUCGUCUUCAAAGAGUUUGAGAGCAUUGCCCAAUGCUUCCCAAACGUAUUCCUGGCUUCCACGAGAAUAGCUGUGCACUGGGGAUACGUCAGUGUUCUGACGCAAGAAUUAGUUUGUAUGAAGGACCUACUUAAAUACAAAAAGUGGAAGUAUUUUAUUAAUCUGACUGGCCAGGAAUUUCCUCUUCGGACUAAUUACGAGCUUGUGAAGAUAUUGAAAAUUUAUAACGGUGCAAAUGAUUUAGAAGGAACUGUUCAACGUGCAAACAAAGUCCGGUGGCUGGCAGCCGGACCUCCGCCUCAUCAGAUCCACCCUGUGAAGGGAUCUGUCCACAUCACCGCAAACAGGGACUUUGUGGACUACGUCAUCAAUAACCCGGUGGCGAAGGACUUCUUAAACUGGAGCCGAAAAGUGGCGGUACCAGACGAGACGUUCUUCGCUUCUUUGAACCAUAAUCCUCAUCUACGGAUUCCUGGAACUUACAAGGGGGAGCCGGAGACGGACCGCGAGGAGAAGCCGUUCCUAACCCGAUUCAAGAACUGGGGCACGGGGGUCUUCAACUGGCCAUGCUACGGCCGACGUGUGAGACAGAUCUGUAUAUUCGGGAUCGGGGACCUCCCGCUGCUGGCGAGGAGACCAGAGUUCUUCGCCAACAAGUUCUACCUGUACUAUCAGACCUACGCCCUACAGUGUAUGGAGGAGCUCCAUUUUAACAGAACUCGGGAUGAGUACCUUCAGCGGCUGGACUUUCAGACUGAUUAUUAUGAAAAUUUAGAAUUUAUUAAGCAUGUUGUGUAAUAUACACAUUUGUGGACACUGUUUGAGCUGGUGAUAAAAAUGAUGAUGAUAUAGUACAUGUUCAUUCCAUUUUAUAUGUAUACCAUCAUAUUCAUAUUGCUGUUAAGAUAAAUUAUAUUGUAACAAUUCUCUAAAUUAUUGUGAAUUUGAUAAUGGAAGAGAAUAAAAGUUAUCAUUAUUUAACUCA